UCGGUUUCCAUGGGUUCGAUUCUUCAAUUCGUGGAAAUCAUGCCCACCCCUUGCUUAAAAGUAGAGAGAACCUUCUCCGGAUCGCUUUCCGUUCUCUCAGUUUCACUCCACGGUUAGCAGUAAAGAGAACCGCUGCUGCAAGGAGCGUCACAAGCCUCCCCAUUACCGAUCGAUCCCCGAAAGCUCCGACCGGCGAUGUCGGCGGCGGGGAAGCAGCUGCAGCCGCCGCAAUCGCCUUCGCCCUCGUCUCUGUUCACCAUCCGAGGAUCUCUCCUCGCCCUCGCCCUCCUGACCCUCAUGUCCUUCACCCUCGUCUCCCUCAAGUCCCUCCACUCCACCGCGACCCCCGUGAAGUUGAGCCCGUCCUUGGGCUCUCAGAAGCUGUGGAGCGACGGUUUGGGCGUGGGCGACGGGGAUUUGUCCGAUAUCUACCACUUGCCCGACGUUUUCCGGCUGAACUAUGCGGCGAUGGAGAGGGACUUCAAGGUGUUUAUAUACCCGGACGGCGAUCCCAACACGUUUUACCAAACGCCGAGGAAGCUCACUGGCAAGUACGCGAGCGAGGGCUAUUUCUUCCAGAACAUUAGGGAGGGUAGGUUCAGGACGGACGAUCCGGACCGAGCACACUUGUUUUUCAUCCCGAUUUCGUGCCACAAGAUGCGAGGGAAGGGAACAUCCUAUGAGAAUAUGACCAUAAUAGUCCAGAACUAUGUGGAUAGUCUUAUUGCAAAGCAUCCAUACUGGAAUAGAACCCUGGGAGCAGAUCACUUCUUUGUGACUUGCCAUGAUGUUGGUGUGAGAGCGACGGAAGGAGUUCCUCUUCUUGUAAAGAAUUCAAUUAGGGUGGUUUGCUCUCCAAGCUAUGAUGUUGGGUUCAUUCCACACAAGGACGUUGCGCUUCCCCAAGUAUUACAACCAUUUGCUCUUCCAGCCGGCGGAAAUGAUGUGGAGAAUAGGACAAGACUUGGUUUCUGGGCUGGUCAUCGCAACUCCAAAAUUAGAGUUAUACUGGCACGUGUCUGGGAGAAUGAUACUGAACUUGAUAUUUCAAAUAACAGAAUAAGUAGGGCAACUGGACAUCUGGUCUAUCAAAAGAGAUUUUACAGGACUAAGUUCUGCAUAUGUCCUGGUGGUUCCCAGGUAAACAGUGCCCGAAUAGCCGAUGCCAUCCAUUAUGGAUGUAUUCCUGUCAUUUUAUCUGAUUACUAUGAUCUGCCGUUCAAUGACAUUCUUGACUGGAGAAAAUUUUCGAUCAUACUCAAGGAGAGUGAAGUGUAUAAUCUUAAGCAAGUGCUGAAGGAUAUAUCUGAUGCUGAGUUUCUGCAACUGCACGAGAAUUUAGUAAAGGUCCAGAAGCACUUCCAGUGGAAUUCACCACCAAUAAGAUACGAUGCUUUCCACAUGGUCAUGUAUGAGCUCUGGUUGCGUCACCAUGUCAUCAAAUACUGAAAUGCCUAUGGCCAAGUGGAAACAACAUUUCCUAGUGGCCUAAAUCUGCAAAUUAUAGCAUCUUUAGGGUACGCUAUAAGAGCCAUCUGGUUCAACAGGUAAAGCCAAUCAAGACGUUUGUCUCCUGAUGCCGAAGAAGUUCGCAAAGCCACGGACACUGCGAAAUGCCUUGGCAGCUCGGAUGAGACAACAUCACAGGGACUCAAACAUCUCUGGUUUUCCAUCCAAUAUGUACUAAGAAGUUUCUAUACGACCGCUUUCAGUAACGAGUCAUUGAUCAAGGGCUAAAGCAGCAGAAAAAUAGGAACAGCAAUGUUGGCGUUAAAAAAUUGGUUCAUCAUUGAUCUUUCCUGGAAGAUAACCCCUCUAGAAUGAAGAGUGUUCUUU
Rhodamnia argentea is the source of this 1836-nucleotide messenger RNA. RefSeq names its product probable glycosyltransferase At5g03795. Gene Ontology annotation, molecular function: glycosyltransferase activity. Lineage: Eukaryota; Viridiplantae; Streptophyta; Magnoliopsida; Myrtales; Myrtaceae. Bases 196 to 1449 code for a protein of 417 amino acids. The record is from RefSeq and is a predicted model, not a curated record. The transcript is spliced from 6 exons.